Carassius carassius (crucian carp) is the source of this 1755-nucleotide messenger RNA. Its product is annotated as putative adhesion G protein-coupled receptor E4P. Gene Ontology annotation, biological process: adenylate cyclase-activating G protein-coupled receptor signaling pathway; cell surface receptor signaling pathway. Gene Ontology annotation, molecular function: G protein-coupled receptor activity. The record is from RefSeq and is a predicted model, not a curated record. The coding region runs from base 1 to 1755 and encodes 584 amino acids. Lineage: Eukaryota; Metazoa; Chordata; Actinopteri; Cypriniformes; Cyprinidae. Gene Ontology annotation, cellular component: membrane. The transcript has 12 exons.
AUGUACUGCAACACAAGAAUGCAUGAUUUCUACUACCGGAGAUAUCAGAACCAAAACCAAUACCAGUACCAGUGUGUGAAUAAUAACUGUAACUGUGUUGGUAAUAAGGACACCUGCACAUGCUCUAGUAGCAGUUUGUCUUCCUGCUUCUGUGAGUAUAAAAUCUCCAUCCAAACCACACUCAGUCCAACUACUGCAGUUCCAAAUAUCACUCUGCCAGAUCAAUGCAAGAGUCAGGAAGGGUGUCUUCAAAAUGUUCUUGAUCAAAUUGAGAACAUCACAGCUCAAGUGCUGUCUGUGACUACUGUAAAGGACAUUUUGUCUGUGGUUUUCAACACAUCAGAGAAGAUAUCUGAGUCCUCAUCAUCAAACCCAGCUGUGCUUGCCUCUUAUGGAAACCGUGUGUUAAAAACCAGUGAGAAACUAAUUUCUACAUUAGUGAAGCCAACAGACACAAGUGAAGGUGUAAAUUUUACUCUUGCUUCUGUAGAGGGUCAAGUCUUCAUGGUUGGACCUCAGGUCAGCUUAGUUAAAAUCCCUCGACUCGACACGACAAAUUCUUCUGUGGACAUUGAUCUCAUUGGGAUCGCAAGGAACAACACUGAAAGAUCAGCUGCUGUAGCUUUCAUGAGCUACAACACAUUGGAGAAUCUACUGAAGCCAGACUUCUUCAACACAUCCAAUGACACGAUUAAAACCAUGAUGUCCACUGUGAUAUCAGCUACUCUUCCCAAAACCACCAACACUAAGCUAACUAAACCAGUCAACUUCACCCUCAAACACAUCAGAGAGUUUGAUUCCAAUGGUUCCCAGUCCUGUGUGUACUGGAAUGUCGGCGAGUGGAUUGUAGAUGGUUGUUCUGUUUUAAAGACCAACAGCAGCCACACUGUGUGUUCCUGUGAUCAUCUGUCCACAUUCGCUCUCAUCAUGCAAACCAGCCGCCCACCAGAGAGCGACUCUCAGCUGGAUCUGUUGAAUUUGGUGUGUGUGAUCGUGGGACUGGUGUUCUUUAGUUUGGCCCUAUUGACCUUUGCCCUUUGUCAGUGGAGUCCUGGAGUGAAUAAUGUGGCUCGAAUCAAUAUCUGCAUCAGUCUUCUGUUGGCUCACCUUCUGUUUCUGCUCACACAGCAGUUCCUGAGCCUCAUACGUCCUCUGAAGGUGCUGUGUGCCAUGAUCUCAGGCCUUCUGCACUUCCUCUUUCUCUCCGGCUUUGUGUGGAUGUUCAUUGAAGCUGUGCUGCUCUUCAUCUGUGUGAAGAACCUAUCACAGAUCAGCUACAAAAAGAGGGAGGUGCUUAGCAGUGGAUUCCUGUGUGUGAUUGGAUAUCUGGUUGCUCUGGUUGUGGUGUGUGUGUCUGUCGGUCUGGUUCCUGAAGGCUACGGCAGUGAAGAUUGCUGGAUUAAAAAGGAUAAAGGUUUUAUCUGGAGUUUUCUGGGACCUGUUUGUGUCAUACUAGCCUUAAACAUAAUUAUCUUCAUAAGGAUUGUCUUCACUCUGUACUCAACUCUCAAAAAUCUCAACGCUGAAGUUUCACAGAUGAAACAAACCAAGAUUAUGGCGUUUAAAACACUGGCUCAGUGUGUGAUUCUUGGUUGCUCCUGGAUUCUGGGUUUCUUCACUAAUGGCAGUAAGGUGCUGGAGAUCCUCUUCCUGAUCUUGAACUCCCAGCAGGGAACCUUUAUCUUCCUGAUCUACUGUGUCCUCAAUAAUAAGGUCAGACAUUUACUAACUUUAUAUCUAAAAUCUGGAUAUUAA